AUGUCGUCCACGCCGCCCACCACCACCACCACCACCACCACCGCCGCCGCCGCCGCCGCCAACUCGCGCUUCACGCCCAACACCGAGACGCUCGAGGACGCGCUCAAGACGCAGACCGUCGGUCUCGUGCACCUCUCCGACUUCAAGAAGCGUCGCGUCGAGCUCGCCGAGCAGCGCGAGCGCGAGGCGGCCGAAAAGCUCCAAGCCUACCGCGGGACCUCGUCGCGCGAGGGCAGCGAAACACCGGGUGCUGCGCCCGCCGCACGGAAGAAGAAGAGGAAGACGGUGGUGAAGGGGAAGCUGUCGUUUGGUGGCGAUGAGGAGGGGGAAACACCGGAGCCGGAGUCGGAGGAGAGGAAGAACAAGAGCGGUGAUGAAGCAGGAGGAGAGGUAGCGGCGGCGGGAGAGGUCAAGAAGCGAAAAGUAAACCCGAAGCUGCGCGCGCCGCCGCCAAAGGUGCUGACCAAGAACACGCUUCUGCGCGAGGCGCAGGAGCGCGAGACGCUGCGGAGGGAGUUUCUGGCGCUGCAGGAGAAGAUCAAGAAUGAGGAGAUUAGCAUCCCGUUUGUGUUUUACGAUGGCACGAACGUCGCACCCCCGGACGGCUCGGGCGUGCAGGUCAAGAAGGGCGAGAUGGUCUGGCUGUUCCUCGAGCGCGCGCGGCGCAUGAGUGGGCGGCGCGAGUGGCUGCGAGUGUCGGUGGACGACCUGCUGCUUGUGCGCGGGGAGGUGAUCAUCCCACACCACUACGAAUUCUACUACUUCAUCGUAAACCGCACCCAAGGCCCCAACGGCACCCUCUUCGACUACCCCUCGCCCCUCGACCCGCCCAACCCCAACGGCGAGCCCACCACCACAACGCAGGGCGGCAAAGAGGACCCCACAAUGACAAAGGUCGUCGACCGCAGGUGGUACGAGCGCAAUAAGCACAUCUUCCCCGCCAGCGUGUGGACGGAGUUUGACCCAAACACCGACUAUCGGAAUAUGGUGAGGAGGGACCAGGGCGGGAAUGCGUUCUUCUUUGGGUAG
Molecule: messenger RNA, 1029 nt
Organism: Morchella importuna
Lineage: Eukaryota; Fungi; Ascomycota; Pezizomycetes; Pezizales; Morchellaceae
Exons: 3
Coding region: 1-1029 (342 amino acids)
Biological process (GO): chromatin organization
Cellular component (GO): nucleus
Source: RefSeq, a predicted model, not a curated record